Molecule: messenger RNA, 1848 nt
Organism: Psammomys obesus (fat sand rat)
Lineage: Eukaryota; Metazoa; Chordata; Mammalia; Rodentia; Muridae
Gene: Rtl3
Product: retrotransposon Gag like 3
Exons: 1
Coding region: 1-1848 (615 amino acids)
Molecular function (GO): zinc ion binding; nucleic acid binding
Source: RefSeq, a predicted model, not a curated record
AUGGUAGAGGACUUAGCAGCUUCCUAUGUUGCUCUAAAAUUGGAGAAUGAAAUUCUGCAGGCUCAAGUGAAGAGGCUCCUGGAAGAAAAUGCUGCCCUCCAGGCCCAGAUACCAGAGCUCCAGAAAUCUGGAGCAGCCAAAGCGAAUGAACCAUUCCGAAAGCCCUCAGAGGUCCAAGAGACCCAAGAGCCCCCAGAGUCCUCAGAGUUCCCAGAACUACUGGAAACUCGAGCAGCCAGGGCCUCACAAAAACCCUGGGAACCUCCAGCAACCACAGAGCCCAGGGGUCCCACAGAGAACAAGGAGCCUAGAGCACCUUCAGCUACCAGAGAGCCUAGGGGUCCCUCAGGCAUCAGAGAGCCCAGGGGCCCCUCAAAGAUCAAGGGGCCCAGAGAACCCUCAGCCAUCAGAGAGCUCAUGGGACUCCCAGAGAUCAAAGAGACCCAGGGGCCCCCAGAGACCAAGGAGCCUGGGGGACCUUCAGUCAUCACAGAGUUCAGGGGGUUCCCAGAGAGCAAGGAACCCCACACAUCCCGAAAGUUCAAGGAGUACUGGGGAUCCCAGGAACCUUCAGAGGUCAAGGAGUCCAGGGAGCCCUCAGAGCUCCUGGAUUCCACAGCAGCCUGGGGUCUCCAAGAUCCUUCAAAGGCCAAGGGGGCCCACAAUUCCGCAGAGCUCCAGGAGCUCUCAGCCUGGAAACCUCCAGCAUACAAGGGACCUCAGGAGAUCAAGGAGGCUAUGGAGUCCUCAGCAACCCAGAAGCCCCAGGCAUUCCCAAGGGGUUAUGAUCUCCCAGCAGUCUGUGAGACAGGGCCCACAGACAACCACAGUACCCCAGGCCUCAAGGAGCUCCAGAAUUCACAGCUCUACAGCCCUACUGAUGAUGAGGAGUCUCAGAAGGUUCCAGAAUACCAGGAGACCUCAUCACAGUUGGGACCCCUUGAGAAUCCAGGUACCCAGGAGCUUCUGGAGCCUCGGGUGCCCCAGGAGCCCCUGGACCCCUCAGAUGCCAAGGAGUUCCUAGAACUCUCAGUACCUGAAGAGUCCCUGGAGGGCCUAAUAGUUGUGGGAACAGGAACAGCACACGCUCAUGGUGAAUUAGAGGCUGCAACUUUGCCUCUAGAUUACCUUUUGGCUUCCAACGGGGAUUUUCAGAAACUAUCUGAGUUUUUAGUUCAGCUGAACAGUUACCUGAGAGCUAGAGGGCACCUGUAUCCCACUGAAGCAGCACUAGUCAGUUUUGUCAGUAGCUUCUUCUCAGGUGAGGCAGGAAUGUGGCUCCAGCCCUUAACAGAUAGCCAAAGCCCCCUGCUGGAACAAUUUGAAAGAUUCCUUCAAGGGCUCCAAGAUACCUUUGAUAAUCCAGAAAGCAUGGAAAUUGCUAACCAUGGCCUCUUUCAGUUGCAUCGAGGGCAAGGCCUUGCCCACAGGUACUCGGGCAGCUUGCACCUCAUUGCUCAAGAAUUAAAUUUGGAUGAAAGCACGCUCUGCAUCCAAUUUCAGGAAGAGCUUGCCAGCUCUAUUCAAAAAGAACUAUCUUGCACAAGUUCAGCCAGCAACCUAUCUGAUGUGAUUAUUCAGUGUGUCACCUUAGAAGACAAGGCAAGUGGUAAUGGUGAUUCCAAUUCAUCAUCCUCUGAAGAGGAAAAUGUGUCUGAGAGUCCACCAACUGAAAACCAGCCUGUUCAAGCUAUAAGUAAUCGUCCCCAUCUCAGUGAGGCUGAACGGGCCCGACGCCGUGAAUGUCACUUAUGCCUCUACUGUGGCCAUCCUGGUCACUUUGCCAGAGAUUGCCCUGUUAAGCCUCAUCGUGCCCAGCAGGCGGGAAACAUGAAGGCCCGGCGGUAA